AUGUCCAAAAAAUACAAAAUCAAAGAUGUUAAUCGAUCUGAGCUGCAUAUUAUUCAUUAUCUCAGUGAUCUUGAUUAUAGUUCAAGAAUGUUGACAUGUAACCAUCCGCUUCCUCCGGAUCGGUACAACGAUAGGGUGGAGGAUCAUUUGCGAAUUACCGGGUUCUAUCAUGCGUCUCAGAUUGGGAUAGUGCAGUGUCAGAAAGCGUUGGUAAAUGCUCUAAUCGAACGUUGGCACCCAGACACACAUACAUUCCACCUUCCCAUUGGUGAAUGCGCUGUGACACUUGAAGAUGUAGCUUUAAUUCUUGGUCUUCCCACAGAUGGUCUUCCAGUAACAGGUAUGACUAUGAGUAGUUUUGAAGCCUUGGAGGCUGAGUGUUUGCUUGAGUUUGGCGUUGCACCGCGAAGGGAGGACUGUAGAUCUAGCUGCAUAAAACUCACGUGGCUGAGGAAUGUAAAAGAGAAUAUAGAACUAACUGAUGAAAUAAAUAUACAGAGGUAUGUUAGGUGCCACAUUAUGUUGCUGCUUGGAACCAUCCUGCUUGGGGAUAAGUCAGGAGCAGGUGUUCAUUGGAAAUUUCUACCCUUGUUACGUGACUUUGUCAAUAUUGGACAGUAUAGUUGGGGCUCGGCAUGCCUUGCACACCUUUAUAGGGCAUUAUGCAGGGCAUCUCGCUAUAACUGUAAGGAAAUAGAUGGUCCACUAACACUUCUGCUCGGAUGGGCUUGGAUCCGACUGCCAUAUCUAUCGCCGGUUCCUAGAGAACCCCGCAGUUUUCCCCUAGCAAACAGGUAA
This is a messenger RNA of Arachis ipaensis, 798 nucleotides long. NCBI's taxonomy places the organism in Eukaryota, Viridiplantae, Streptophyta, Magnoliopsida, Fabales, Fabaceae. The record is from RefSeq and is a predicted model, not a curated record.